CACCCGAUUCUAACACCCGAUAUCCGAAUAUCCAGAACACGGCCCGCCCAAUUAAAGCGCUAAAGCCGUAAGCUUGCUGUUUUACACUUAUCUUCUUCUUCGGCGAAUGGUAAAGCAGUAGCAACUCGAGCUCUGCGCAAUACUUUGCCACGAGAAGAUAAUCUCCUUCGCCCUGACUUUUCACCCACUUCUGAAGUAUAUCCAAUUCUUUAACCUGUUGCUAAAAUGUUGAAUACUUAAGUAAAACAAUAAACUCCAAAAAGGCCUUUUUUAAAUUUCAUACAAGGAAAAACAAAUGGCUUCAAUUUGCACUUCAAAUCACCCAAAUUUUCACUUCCUAUGCAGAAACAACCCUAAUUCAAACCCUAACCCUAGUUCAAUCUCUCAUCAUCACCUACUACUAGCUCCGUCUUCUCUCUCUUUCUCCCGUUUGCGGUUGUGCCAUUGCGCGGCGGUGAAGACCGGUUCUGAAAGCGGUGGGGUUCGGAGCGAUAACGCGGAGCUGUUGCGGAAGCCGGUGAUUUCGACGGGGUUGGAGUCGUCGUCAUAUGCAGUUGGCGAUAGGUUAAGUCCUGAUCAUCAGAGAACUAUUCUACAAAGGUUACUUCCAUAUCAUCCCGAAUGUGAAGAGAAGAUUGGCUCUGGAGUAGAUUACAUUACUGUAGGGUACCAUCCUGAUUUUGAAAGCUCAAGGUGUUUAUUUAUUGUUCGGAAGGAUGGUGAAUUGAUUGACUUCUCAUACUGGAAAUGCAUAAAGGGGUUAAUCAGAAAAAACUAUCCACUCUACGCUGACAGCUUUAUUCUCAGGCAUUUUCGGAGGCGUAGACAUAAUGACUGAAUGUAUCAUUUUGAACUCGUAACUACCCUGAAUUUCAUGCAACGGAAAUUCUUUUACUUUUGCCGAGCACAUUAUGCUGAAGUGUCAAUCAAAGAGUUGAAGGUUAUAAGUUGGUGUUUAUUGGAAGCUUACUGGAAUAUACACUCCAUAGAAUUGCCCUCCAACUACUUUAUCUACAAUUCUACACUCUGAAGAAUUUAAAGUUACUCAGUGAUCAACAAUGUAUUCAAGUUAGUGUAAGUUUCUUUAGAUAGCCAGGUCUCUUACUGUUUCAAAAGAAGCAUUUAUCACAUCAUAAUUGUUGAAGUAAAAGGUUGCAUUUCCAGCCUUCAGUAUUGUGUCCUUUUCUUUA
Nicotiana tabacum (common tobacco) is the source of this 1190-nucleotide messenger RNA. The record is from RefSeq and is a predicted model, not a curated record. Lineage: Eukaryota; Viridiplantae; Streptophyta; Magnoliopsida; Solanales; Solanaceae.